Molecule: messenger RNA, 2699 nt
Organism: Odobenus rosmarus divergens (Pacific walrus)
Lineage: Eukaryota; Metazoa; Chordata; Mammalia; Carnivora; Odobenidae
Gene: PAK3
Product: p21 protein (Cdc42/Rac)-activated kinase 3
Exons: 18
Coding region: 614-2248 (544 amino acids)
Biological process (GO): regulation of actin cytoskeleton organization; intracellular signal transduction; protein phosphorylation
Cellular component (GO): cytoplasm
Molecular function (GO): protein serine/threonine kinase activity; ATP binding
Source: RefSeq, a predicted model, not a curated record
AUAGCAGACAAGAGCUAGGGAGCGGUUGCCGAGCCGGGCUCUGCCGCGGGCGGGCAGCUGUCGGCCGCGUACCGUCUGGGGGCUUGCGCGGGGGACUGCAGCUUUCCCCGGCCCGGAGCAGGUGUGCGGGGCCGGGAGGAGAGCCGGGGGGAGCGGGCCGGGCCCGGGGCUGCGGCUGCGGCCCCCCCCCCCCAGCCCCGCCAGCCCGAGCGCUCGGAGGUAGAGAGGAAAGGUCUGGACAGGGUGGCUGGACCAGUGGCAGAAUCCAGUGGCAGACUCUGGACUUGAGGGUUCUAGGCUGUGGUCUGUAGAAGCAAAGGACAGAAGGACUCAAAUCCAGGCCAACUGUAUGGCCGUCUGAGGUGUUGGAACAGAAGGAGGUCCAUUCCUGUUGGUGACAACACUGUGGCCCUGUUCUGGGAUGACCGAGGUAUAAAGGUUGCCCCCAAGAAAGUGCAGCGGAGUCUUUGCGUCUUGUGGCAGCUGACGUGCCCAGCCCUGAGUCCGUGGGAGCUGAAGGCAGCCCGGCCCCUUCUCAUGGGCAGCGCCCACCUGUGCUGAGGUCCUGCGGCCGUGGCAAUAAGAGGAGCUGUGCAAUCAGUUGUCCCUGAAAAUGUCUGACAGUCUGGAUAAUGAAGAGAAACCCCCGGCCCCACCGCUGAGAAUGAACAGUAACAACCGAGAUUCUUCGGCACUCAACCACAGUUCCAAACCACUUCCCAUGGCCCCUGAAGAGAAGAAUAAGAAAGCCAGGCUUCGCUCUAUCUUCCCAGGAGGAGGGGAUAAAACCAAUAAGAAGAAGGAGAAAGAACGCCCAGAGAUCUCUCUUCCUUCAGACUUUGAACAUACGAUUCAUGUGGGGUUUGACGCAGUCACCGGGGAGUUCACUGGAAUCCCUGAGCAGUGGGCACGGUUACUCCAAACCUCCAACAUAACAAAACUGGAACAGAAGAAGAACCCACAAGCUGUCCUGGAUGUUCUCAAAUUCUACGAUUCCAAAGAAACGGUCAACAACCAGAAAUACAUGAGCUUUACGUCAGGAGAUAAAAGCGCACAUGGAUACAUAGCAGCCCAUCCCUCGAGUACAAAAACAGCAUCAGAGCCUCCUUUGGCUCCACCUGUGUCUGAAGAAGAAGAGGAAGAAGAGGAAGAAGAAGAAGAUGACAAUGAGCCCCCCCCAGUUAUUGCACCAAGACCCGAGCAUACAAAAUCAAUCUACACUCGUUCUGUGCUGGAAUCCAUUGCUUCACCGGCAGCACCAAAUAAAGAGGUCACACCACCUUCUGCUGAGAAUGCCAACUCCAGCACUUUGUAUAGAAACACAGAUCGGCAAAGGAAAAAAUCCAAGAUGACGGACGAGGAGAUCCUAGAGAAGCUAAGAAGUAUUGUGAGUGUCGGUGACCCAAAGAAAAAAUACACAAGAUUUGAAAAAAUAGGCCAAGGGGCAUCAGGUACUGUUUACACAGCGCUAGACAUCGCCACAGGACAAGAGGUGGCCAUAAAGCAGAUGAACCUUCAACAGCAGCCCAAAAAGGAAUUAAUUAUUAAUGAAAUUCUGGUCAUGAGGGAAAAUAAGAACCCCAAUAUUGUUAAUUAUUUAGAUAGCUACUUAGUGGGUGAUGAACUAUGGGUGGUCAUGGAAUACUUGGCUGGUGGCUCUCUGACUGAUGUGGUCACAGAGACCUGUAUGGAUGAAGGCCAGAUAGCAGCUGUCUGCAGAGAGUGCCUCCAAGCUCUGGAUUUUUUGCACUCAAACCAAGUGAUCCAUAGAGACAUAAAGAGUGACAAUAUUCUUCUUGGGAUGGAUGGCUCUGUUAAAUUGACUGAUUUUGGGUUCUGCGCCCAGAUCACCCCCGAGCAAAGUAAACGGAGCACUAUGGUGGGAACUCCCUACUGGAUGGCGCCUGAGGUUGUAACUCGAAAAGCUUAUGGUCCGAAAGUUGAUAUCUGGUCUCUGGGGAUUAUGGCAAUCGAAAUGGUGGAAGGUGAACCCCCUUACCUUAAUGAAAAUCCACUCAGGGCAUUAUAUCUGAUAGCCACUAAUGGAACCCCAGAGCUCCAGAAUCCUGAGAGACUGUCAGCUGUGUUCCGUGACUUUUUAAAUCGUUGUCUUGAGAUGGAUGUGGACAGGCGAGGAUCUGCCAAGGAGCUUUUGCAGCAUCCGUUUUUAAAAUUAGCCAAGCCUCUCUCCAGCCUGACUCCUCUGAUUAUCGCCGCAAAAGAAGCGAUUAAGAACAGCAGCCGCUAGGACCGCAAGGCCCACCCUACACCGUCUCCCUCCUGAGUAAGACUGAACUGAGACGCUGCUGCAGAAAAGAUGGAAGAAAAGACAGUCAAAUGGGGGUGGGGGGCAAUCUUUAACUUUCAAAUGAAUAGAAACUUCUUAUAAGCCUUUUUUCCUACUCCCUCGGAUUAUGUAAUUUAUUUGUAAGCCUGAAUCGCAGCCCGACCAGGGCAGCAAUGUCGAAGUGGCCAUCAAGCGGUCACUUCUACCGUGAAGCGAAAGAGCCAGUAGUGAAUCCCCUCAUUUUGUGCAUUCACUUUGAAGAAAAAAAGGGUUUCUCAAAGAUGCACACUCCCUCUUCAUAGUGUCGUGUUCGUUUUUAAGUUAGAGAGUAGUCCCUCUUGCAUUCGAACCUCCUUCAAAACUCCUUACCCAAUGUGAUGUUUUUCACUUGCAUUGUCAUUAGAUGUCCAGG